Metarhizium robertsii ARSEF 23 is the source of this 1299-nucleotide messenger RNA. Its product is annotated as FAD dependent oxidoreductase. Gene Ontology annotation, molecular function: L-pipecolate oxidase activity; flavin adenine dinucleotide binding; sarcosine oxidase activity. NCBI's taxonomy places the organism in Eukaryota, Fungi, Ascomycota, Sordariomycetes, Hypocreales, Clavicipitaceae. The transcript is spliced from 2 exons. The record is from RefSeq and is a predicted model, not a curated record. Bases 1 to 1299 code for a protein of 432 amino acids.
AUGGUGUCCGAAAGCCACCCCUCCAAAUCAGAUGCCGUCGUCGUUAUUGGUGCUGGUGUGUUUGGCCUCUCAACGGCCCUGGAGCUUACCACGCGAGGGUACACCAACGUCACCGUCCUGGAUCGUUACCUGCCCCCCGCGGUAGAUGGGAGCAGCGUUGACAUUUCCCGCAUCAUCAGAUUCGACUACGGAGACGCUUUCUACAGCAAGUUGGCCAGGGAGGCCGUCCAACUCUGGGCCACCGAGUACCCCGACCACUACCACCAAGCCGGAUUUCUCAUGCUCAAUGAGAAGGGGGGGUUUGAGUACACGGCCAAGUCAAAGCAGGUCGAUGAGCAGCUGGGCAAAACCAUCGAGGAGUAUGCUGAUGCCACUCGGAUGCGCUCGAUACGCCCGGGCAUACCCGGCAAGCUGGAAGGAAUGAGCGCCUAUUACAACCCAAAAGGGGGAUGGGCAGACGCAGCUUCGAGUAUUGCGCAGCUAGCCGCUCGCUGCAGCCUCGCGGGUGUCUCAUUUGUUACCGGCGCAAGAGGCACCGCCGCGUCUCUGGUGUAUCAGGAGUCCAGGGUUGUCGGGGUCAAGGUUGUGCGAGGCCCUCCGAUUCGGGCAUCUCUCGUCAUCCUCGCCACGGGAGCAUGGACAAACCACCUGCUGCCCGUGGGACACGCCAGCUCGGCGUCAGCGCAGCCCGUUGGGUUUAUCCAGUUGACAGAAGGAGAAGCCGCGCGCUUGAGAAACAUGCCCGUCAUGAUCAAUUCCAAUAAGGGGGUGUUUGUUUUCCCGCCCACUCCCGGCUCGAAUAUCCUCAAGGUGGCUCGCCACGGUUGGGGAUAUGCCACUGAGGAGAGGGUUGACGAUGGACAUUCGCCAGCGAGGGUCGUUUCGUGCCCGCGGCGCGACGGCAACAACGCACGUAGUUCCUAUAUGCCGGAGGAUGCGCAACAAGGACUGAGGGAUGGACUGAGAGACCUUGUUCCGGAAUUUGCUGAGCGGCCUUGGUCCCGGCUGCGCCUCUGCUGGUAUUCGGAUACGCCCGAAGGGGAUUUCAUUGCCGAUAAACAUCCUCAUGUUCAAGGACUCUUUAUUGCUACAGGUGGUUCAGGACAUGGUUUCAAAUUUCUUCCUGUUCUUGGCAAGUAUAUUGUAGAUUGUUUGGAGAAUAAAGCAGGCAAAGAAUUAAGAUGGAAGUGGAGGUAUAGACUGCCUUCCGGGGCAGACGAUAUAGUCAAAAUAGGAGAUGGAAGUAGAGGAGGGCCGCCUUUGAGACUUCUCACUGCCGAAGAACAAGCCAAACUAUAG